UCCUGUGCACCUGCCUCGAAAUUGCUUCCACUUAAGGGAAUAAACUAGUCAUUGGGUGUGCCACAAAAGGAGCCCUCACCGUCGAGGAACACGCAAUUGACUCCCCGCAGCCAGGUACACAAGCUGGCUUCUUUAAUCUUGUUGACCUUGGCAGAGGCAGGCCAAGUUUGGUUGAUCUGGAACUCGCUAUGUAGACCGGGGUGACCUCACACUCACAGAGGACCAUCCGCCUCCGCCUCCAGAAGCUGGACUCAGAGGAUGCCCCUUCGUGCUGCCGUUUGGGCCUGGGGGAAACCCUUCCUUAUGGUGCUGCCCCUAUUGGCAUUCCCCGACCGCCGCCCCCUCGGCCAGGCAUGCACUCGCCACCGCCCCGUCCUGCCCCUUCCCCUGGCACCUGGGAGAGCCAGCCGGCUCGGUCGGUGAGGCUGGGGGGUCCAGGAGGGAGCGCGGGAGGUGCCGGGGGCGGCCGUGUCCUCGAGUGUCCCAGCAUCCGGAUCACCUCCAUCUCGCCCACGCCUGACCCACCGACCUCGCUGGAGGACGCCCCUGAACCCUGGGGGGACGGCUCUCCCAGAGAGUACCCCCCGCCGGAGGGCUUUGGGGGCUACCGAGAGGCGGGCGGCCAGGGCGGAGGCGCCUUCUUCAGCCCGAGCCCUGGAAGCAGCAGCCUGUCCUCGUGGAGCUUCUUCUCGGACGCCUCGGACGAGGCGGCGCUGUACGCGGCCUGCGACGAGGUGGAGUCCGAGCUUAACGAGGCGGCCUCGCGCUUCGGCUUGAGCUCUCCGCUGCCCUCGCCCAGGGCGUCUCCCAGGCCGUGGACCCCGGACGACCCGUGGAGCCUCUACGGCCCGAGCGCCGGGGGCCGAGCGCCGGAGGACGGCUGGCUGCUCCUCAGCGCCCCGGGGCCCGUCCCCGCCUCCCCUCGGCCUGCUUCUCCCUGCGGCAAGCGGCGCUAUUCCAGUUCUGGAACCCCGUCUUCGGCCUCCCCGGCUUUGUCCCGUCGGGGCAGCCUUGGGGAAGACGGGCCAGAGCCGCCUCCACCGCCCCCAUUGCCUCUGGUCCGGGACCCCAGCUCCCCGGGCCCCUUUGACUAUGGGGGUGCGCCGCCGACCGAGAGCGUCCCUCAGAAAACCCGGAGGACUUCCAGCGAGCAGGCGGCGGCCCUGCCGCGGCCGGAGGAGCCUGCCUCGUGCAACGGGAAGCCGCCCUCCGCCGCGGAGGAGGCCGUGGCCGCUCCAGGAGCUCCAGGCGCUCUGCGGAAAGAGGCGGCUGGCAUGGACUACCUGGCAGUGCCUUCUCCCCUUGCUUGGUCCAAGGCCCGGAUUGGGGGGCACAGCCCCAUCUUCAGGACCUCUGCCCUACCUCCGCUGGACUGGCCUCUGCCUAGCCAGUAUGAGCAGCUGGAGCUGAGGAUUGAGGUACAGCCCAGAGCUCACCACCGGGCCCACUACGAGACUGAGGGCAGCCGAGGAGCUGUCAAGGCUGCUCCGGGAGGCCACCCUGUGGUCAAGCUUCUAGGCUACAGUGAGAAGCCGCUGACCCUCCAGAUGUUCAUUGGCACUGCAGAUGAAAGGAGCCUGCGGCCGCACGCCUUCUACCAGGUGCACCGCAUCACCGGCAAGAUGGUGGCUACGGCUAGCUACGAAGCUGUAGUCAGCGGGACCAAAGUGCUGGAGAUGACCUUGCUCCCAGAGAACAACAUGGCUGCCAACAUUGACUGCGCUGGAAUCCUGAAGCUUCGGAACUCAGACAUUGAGCUACGGAAGGGUGAGACAGACAUCGGGCGCAAGAACACGCGUGUGCGGCUGGUGUUCCGUGUUCACGUGCCUCAGGGCGGCGGGAAGGUCGUCUCUGUGCAGGCGGCGUCAGUGCCCAUCGAGUGCUCCCAGCGCUCAGCCCAGGAGCUGCCCCAGGUGGAGGCCUACAGCCCCAGUGCCUGCUCUGUGAGGGGAGGGGAGGAGCUCGUGUUGACUGGUUCCAACUUCCUGCCAGACUCCAAGGUGGUGUUCAUUGAGAGGGGCCCUGAUGGAAAGCUGCAGUGGGAGGAGGAGGCUGCCGUGAACAGGCUGCAGAGCAGUGAGGUGACACUGACUCUGACCAUCCCUGAGUACAGCAACAAGCGGGUGUCUCGGCCCGUCCAGGUCUACUUCUACGUCUCCAAUGGGCGGAGGAAACGCAGUCCUACCCAAAGCUUCAAGUUUCUGCCUGUGAUCUUCAAGGAGGAGCCCCUACCAGACUCCUCUCUCCGGGCCUUCCCUUCAGCGUCGGGCCCCCCCUUUGGCACUGACAUGGACUUCUCACCUCCCAGACCCCCUUGCCCCUCCUAUCCCCAUGAAGACCCUGCUUAUGGGACUCCUUACCUGUCAGAAAGCUUUGGUUAUAGCACACCCACUCUGUACCCCCAGACAGGGCCCCCACCAUCCUAUAGAUCAGGCCUGCGGAUGUUCCCCGAGGCCGGGGGUAGCACAGGUGUGCGCCCACCAUCUAUCUCCUUCCUUCCCCGCCCCUUUUCUGGUGACCCGUAUGGAGGACAGGGCUCCUCUUUUGCCCUGGGGCUUCCCUUCUCCCCUCCGGCCCCCUUUAGGCCUCCACUCCCUUCCUCCCCACCACUUGAAGAGUCCUUCCAUCCCCAGAGUGCUAUCCAACCCCUACCUGCUGAGGGCUACGAUGAGGUGGGGCCAGGCUAUCCCCUUGGGGAGGGGGCUUCGGAGCAGGAGAAAUCCAGGGGUGGCUACAGCAGCGGCUUCAGAGACAAUGUACCUGUCCAGGGUGUCACCCUGGAGGAAGUGAGUGAGAUCAUUGGCCGAGACCUGAGUGGCUUCCCUGCUCGUCCUGGUGAAGAGCCUCCUGCCUGAGCCACGUGGAGUGGCUCCAGAAGCCCUGCCUCCUUGCCCCCUUAACAGGGGUGCUGGCUCCAGAAGCUUGGAGCCAGCUUCUAUCUUCCAGUCUCCCCUCCCUCUCCCAGCUAAGGUGUGCCCCUCCCACUGCCCCCUUCCCGGGCCUGGUGCUGCCUUGAAAGGGAGUGAAGUGCAGAGGAUAGAGGAUGAGGGUGGAGGCGGAGGCUGGAUGCCAGAACUGACUGGGAUGAAGAUGAUGUCCCGGCUGUGCAGGCCGUGAUGCUGGACAGGUUGAUGGGUAAUAAAUGGCUCGCUGACCAGUG
Psammomys obesus (fat sand rat) is the source of this 3160-nucleotide messenger RNA. It is a transcript of the gene Nfatc4, whose product is annotated as nuclear factor of activated T cells 4. Gene Ontology annotation, biological process: calcineurin-NFAT signaling cascade; cytokine production; regulation of transcription by RNA polymerase II. Gene Ontology annotation, cellular component: transcription regulator complex. The transcript has 11 exons. The record is from RefSeq and is a predicted model, not a curated record. Lineage: Eukaryota; Metazoa; Chordata; Mammalia; Rodentia; Muridae. The coding region runs from base 354 to 2855 and encodes 833 amino acids. Gene Ontology annotation, molecular function: DNA-binding transcription factor activity, RNA polymerase II-specific; RNA polymerase II cis-regulatory region sequence-specific DNA binding; transcription factor binding.